AUGGCAAGAGACUCGUGUACAUUGUUUGGUGUAGAGGGAUCGUGGCCCAGCUUGUUCCAGCCCUCGGUAGAUAAUUGUGGGCUCUGCGAAUCACCAUUGGGACGUCCCAUAAAUCACCCUGGCCAACAGAGUAACAGCGCGUACCUUGUAACAGAACUGAAUCCAUUUAAAAAGGUGGAUGUGAAAGUAAGGGUGUGUCAAAGCAGGCAAUGUAUGGCCAUUCAUCAGCCCUUCCCUGCUGACAUUGGUAAGGUUAUUGAACUAUUUAGUAGAAUUAUUUAUUUGUGACAGAUAUGCCUGAUAGUCAUUUUGCAUUUAUUAGGAUUGAUUCUUCUAUGUGUUCGACAUGUGUUCACUGUACCCAGGCUGUGCACAGAGUCUCCUUCGAUCUUCCUUAGAUAGGUCGGAAAGAGUGCAGACAUCCUCGACGAUACAUUUUAGCAUGCUCCAAAUUCAAAUUUUUCUGUGACUUCAAUCAAACCGCUAUCGGAGCAUCCACUUUGUUAGGAGGCAAUAUAAACGAGCAGAAGCUGCAAUUGAAAAUUUUGGAUUUGGACUUACAGGUCUAUAGGAUCAAUUUCUCUUUGGGAAUCUUAACUUGCCAUGUCUCAGUAAAAAGGAGACCAAAAAAGUUAUAGCUAAGGUAAAACUUUUGUGCUUUUCAAAAUCAAGCAACGAAACUUGAACUCGGAAACACACAAAACAGAUCGAAAUCCACCAAUCACAAAUCACAAAGCACUAUUUUUAUGUUUCUUAAGAGGUUCGCUGAGAUGUAAAGGGGAGAAAGUGAAGAAAGCGUUGAUUUUUCAGAUUUUGAUGGAUGUCGCACAAAAGUGAAUUGUGGAUCCGUUCACACGGGUAAGAUCGACUGACCUCAUGGCCCAAAACAAAAUCCAUCUCAAAUUGGGGUGCAGUUUCCAAUAAUUUUCUAAAACUGAACGUUCAAUAAUUCCUGCAUGAAAUUGAAGCUGCAGUUUGGUUAUGGAGAAUUAAGAAAAUAGGCGUGCAUGCACAGAUAAAAAAAGGUUUAUUCCGUACGAAAAUUGUCUUACUCAUCCAAGCGCGGGAUGAUCUGCAAAUCAAACAAAUUUGAAGAUGUUGACGGAGUCGCUUACCAUUUCCUGACUUAUCUAGGAAAGAUCAAAGUGACUCUGCUAGCAGGGUAAUUUCACUGGUGUCAACACAGCAUAACAUGAAGGAGUAUUUUUUAGCAGUUUUGCAUGAUCACCUAAAUCGGCGAGACCUUGUCAGUGUGGUUGCCAUCUUAAAUUAGCCGAAAGUCUCGGCUUUAUGCUGUGUCCCCUGACCCCUUGGUCCUGGUUCUCUAAACACUUUAAUGGUUCAUGCAAAUAUGGCUUUUACUUUUUAAUAGAGACUAAACAUUGGAUUUCUCUCUUGUUAUUAUUAUCAGUGUAACCACACCUUCAAAGGGAAAUAGGACUAAAAGAACUCUCCAGCUGUUUGAUUGUCCUCAAACUAAAGGUCGUUUAUUUACCCUGCAACUGAAAUGCUUAAAGGGCUCUUGAUUACUUACCUUGACACAACUUUAUUAUCUUGACAGGUUUGUUUAACAUAUGUGACAAGGUUCUGGUGUCUCUUGAUAUCAUGCUUGAAUUUCGAGAGUACUUUCGAAGAGGACAUCCCCUUGCCAAUGUGAUCAUGUCCAAAAUGUCAGUCCUUCGACUAAAGUGCAGGGAGGUUUGUCUGAGCAUUUGAUGAAUUUGAUCAUUGUGUGUUAGUGGAUGCUCAAAUGGUAACUAUUGUAUUGUAUCACCAGUGAAGAUGUCUUUUGGGUCAGAUUCUAUGAUUGACAGAUUAAUUGCCCAUUCCACCUGCACCCUAAUUGUGGUGUAAUUGACAUUUGUUUUUCCUGUUAUUCAGAAUGUAUAAGAUUGAUUUUUUAUUGUUGAAUAUGUGCAAUACAGAUAUCAGAUUCAAUAUUACUGAAUUUUAAAAUUCUUAUCCAAUUAUAUUUUUUGGUUCCCUCUCCAGUAAAGUGGAGUGUUUUUUUAUUAUUAUUUUCUAGGAGAACUCUCCAACAGACAGUCAGCUUACCUAUAUCAAGGAUCUUCUCUAUAAUGGAUUUUAUUGUUUUGAAAUGA
Messenger RNA from Porites lobata, 2102 nucleotides. The record is from the annotation of a GenBank genome assembly. NCBI's taxonomy places the organism in Eukaryota, Metazoa, Cnidaria, Anthozoa, Scleractinia, Poritidae.